Molecule: messenger RNA, 2513 nt
Organism: Helobdella robusta
Lineage: Eukaryota; Metazoa; Annelida; Clitellata; Rhynchobdellida; Glossiphoniidae
Exons: 17
Coding region: 1-2334 (777 amino acids)
Cellular component (GO): SWI/SNF superfamily-type complex
Source: RefSeq, a predicted model, not a curated record
AUGAAGAUGGGUCUGAUGAAUCCUGAAGGGCAGCGUGUUACUCAGAUGGUGCAUAUUGUUAGGAAUUUCUUGGUGGACGAAGAAAAUGUCUCUGUCCUAAGUAGUAGCAUUCCACUAUUUAGAUUUUUAUUACUCUGCGUGCACUGUAAGUAUGGCAGUGUCAGGCAGUCGAGUUUGGAGGCUCUUGUCUACCUAUCGCCCAAGUUGACCCUUGAACCCAUGGACUGCAAGAUGACCCAGCUGGUCACCACCACCAUGCACAAAUGUCUCCACUCCUCUGAUAAGUAUGAAAUCAUAAAGGGGAGCGAGAUGCUAUGCCAGCUGUCUCAGCUGUCCGUCAAUGAAGAUUGCUUGUGUAACUGCAUAACUGAUGCAACCUACUCUGCUUUUUUCGACAGGUUGACGUUGAAUGACCUUCACCUUGUCUAUGCGUCCUUGGAGGCUCUGUACCAGCUGUCUGAGAUUGACAUUUUGAUAGACCUCUUAACGCUGGAUGUGGAUAAAAAUUUAAUACAAACUUCUUCAAACCUUGAAAAUGUCUUCGCCGUCGCUAACGGUAAUAGUAAUAGUAUCACUGCUGCUAUCGCUACUGCCGCUACUACAGCUGCUACUUUUGUCGUCGGAGGUCCUGAUAAUGAUGUCGAAGACGUGGCGGGGGCGAGGAAGAAGUUGAAGAUAUCUGGACUGGUCACGAACAACAACAACAUCAACAACAACAACAACAGCGUUCCUGUUUCAUUUGUGGUCCAAUGUGCCGACAACAACAACAACAAUAAUAACAAUAACAAUAGUAAUAAUAAUAAAAUUUCUGCAAGCAACUCAGACAACAAUAAAGAUGAAACCUUGAAUGCCAACAGCCAAUCAAAAUUGAGCAUUCAGUUGAACGACAACGAGAUGGUGGCCUGCAAUUGGCUGCUGGCUCAGUAUGAAUAUUCAAACGCCGAUUUGAAUAUUAAUUAUGUAAGCAAGAUGGAGAUUUAUAGGGCAUAUGUUGGAGAGUGUUCGACCUUUGGCCUACAGAAAAUCGUUAGCCCGGCCAGUUUCGAGAAGUGUAUCAACAUCAACAACAACAACAACAACAACAACUUCAACAACAACAUCAUCAACAACAUCAACAACAACAACAACAUCAUCAUCAACAACAACAACAACAACAACAUUCUGAAUAACAUCAACAACAACAACUGCAACAACACUAAUGUACAAGCUACAUUGAAUCCUGGCUUGAGGAACACAUCACAAUUCCCAUCUAUUGAGAACGCUUUGUCGGGCAAAACGGUUUCCAAUGUCACAAGCAACAACAACAUCAACAACAACAACAUCAACAACAUCAACAUCAACGUUUCUAAUGUAAAACAACAACAACAACAAACAACUUCAACAACUGACAAUUUGUUGGACGGCUUGGAUAAAGAUUUGCUGGCCGUUGCAAGGGAUAUUGGUAUUGCUAUUCCUCUCUUUUUAGCUAACAACAGCAACAUCAAUAGCAGCUUAGCCAUGUUUAGCAGCACACAACAGCAGCAACAACAACAACAACUUCUAGCCAACAAUUUAAAUGCUUUAUUAGGCAACCAACAAAAUCAACAACAACAACACAUUAACAUUGCAACAAAUGUCGAAAUAAAAUCAACAACAACAUCAACAACGACAAACGUAAACUUCUUAGCAGCCCAGCUAAUCAAGCAAUCACAGCUGACCAAUCAGAUCCCGACUCCUCCCACUCAGCCAAUCCUACAAGCGGGAGACAAGCGUCAUCAGCCAAUCACAGGAGGGGGCGCUGACGCUGCGAAGAGGAUGAAGAUGAGUGUGACCAAUAGAAUCUUCUGCAGGUGGAUUGGUUGCAACAAACCAUUCGACUCGUCCUACCAUGUUCAGCAGCAUGUCAUUCAACAACAUCUCCAACAGCCUGACAGCAACGACUCGUACGUCUGUCGCUGGCUCGGCAUCUGCGACAACACUCCAAGGAAGAAGUGGUCCUUUGUAUCUCAUCUGAACGAGCGCCAUUUGAACCAGAAUAGUUCGAUAUUAAGUGGACCUCCAAACAAUGGUCCCCCAACGAUAUACCCGCCAAAUGCCGCUAUGCAGGCCAUCAGAAGGUUUUGUAUUAAACCUCCAUUCACCGAACUACAUGAAACUGAAUUGAACCCGGUAACAAGGCACGUACAUCUGACCAGUGCACUUGUCCUCAGGAAUUUAGCUAGAUAUUCCCCUCUUGGUAGAAGUUUGUUGAAGAAGAACGAAAGCCGAAUAGCCUCGAUUGCCCUGAGUACAUCCGAGUCGUCAUCAGCCCUCUCAAACUGCCUCUGGGAACUUCAGAACUUCAAAUCUCUUUGAAAAUUUCAUCAGAAUUUAUUAUCAUUUAACAUUUAUUUGGAGUUUCAUUCUUCGCAACUGAAAUUUACUUUCCUUGUUAACUGUUUUAAAUGUUUUUUUUGUUGAUGGGACUAUGUCAAAAGUAUUUGUUUCUACGUUAAUAAGAUUUUUUUGAAAGGAAAGCAAUGUGUGAGGUGUUA